AGUCAACAGGGGGCGGGACCAUGUCCAGCUCCAAUCGCUCAUUGAAAAAAAGAGAAAGUUUUCAAGAUGGCGGAGCUGGGCUGCUUUGGAAAACAAUAGAAACUCGGAGGCUCGAGGCUCCGAACAGAACCGAACCGCACACGGCCCGCGCCCGGCCGGCUGGGUGUCAUCCGCGGGGCAGACUCGGAACUCGGUGGUUGGACGGGAUGAGGACCGGUUCCGGGGCUCCGGGCCGGCCUCCACGCCGCUGCUGAAGCGGGGCGCUGCGGGCUAGCAGCUAACGGCUCCGGGAUCAGCUGUUCCGCGGGCAGAUGCUGUAGGAGCGGCGGGCACACUCGGCCUCAUACGGUGAUGGAGCGACUCCGCCGGAAGAUCGAGCUCUACCGUCAGCAUCAAAUCAACUGCGAGAGCCGCUACGAGAAGGCGUCGGUGGAGCGGCUGGAGCUGGAGCGGCAGCAGACCGUCGCCCUGCACCAGCGCUGCCUGCAGACCAAAGCCAAGCGGGCCAGCAAGCACCGCCAGCCCCCGCCCAGCGGCGACCAGGCCGGGCAGAGAGCGGCGGCCGCCGGCGCGGAACACGGAGAGAAUGGGGGAACGGCGCCGGAGCAGAGCCGGAACAGCACGCUGAUAGCGUUGCAGGAGACGGUGAAGAGGAAGCUGGAGAGUGCCGGCUCUCCGCUCAGCAGAGAGCCGGCCAAUGGAUACGGCGAAGGUUUCCCCCCGAACAAGAAACCCAGUCUGGACAACGGCGCCCCCAAUGGCGCCCUGCUGGACUCCAAACGGGGCAUCAGCAACCUGCUGAGCUUCAACGGGACCAACGGGGGGGCCGCCGGGUCUGCCGACGGCGUUCAGGAGGGAGACCUGAACUUCCAGCGGAAGGAGAUGAAGCAGGAGCCGGAGGACAUCCUGCCCAUCAUGCCCCCGUCGGUGGGGGGCAACAACAGCCUGAUCCCCGACCUGAACCUGAACGAGCAGGAGUGGAAGGAGCUGAUGGAGGAGCUGAACUUCACCGUGCCCAUCGAGGACAUCCAGGACAUCCUCAACAACGGCUUCGAGGACCGCAAAGACCCUCUGGAGCUGGCCCCCAGUCCCACCGGAGGGGGGGCUGUGGAGGGCGGACCCUCGGCCAGGGGGGGGCCAUCUUCCAAGGGUUUGAUCCCCCCGGAUCUGGUCAGCGUCAAGGCGGAGUUUCCCUCGGCGUCUGCAGCCUUUGAGCAGGACCCCCACAUGGGGUCCCCCCACGUCAGAUCCACCCCCUCUGGACCCCCUCACCCCACCAGUUCCCCCGUCGCCUCCUCCGCCUCCUCUCCAGCUCUCGCAUCCUCCCAGCCACCCCCUCCUGACCAGAACAACUACCCAGCUCCUCCCCACGGCGCCACCAACGCCAUGACGUCUGUGUCCGGGAACAACCCCUGCGCCGCCCAGCCCGCUGUGAACUCCGCUGGGGGUAACCAUGGCAACGCACCCUACCUGAACAACCAGGCGGCGGUGGCGGCUGCUCUGAAGCAGCAGAUCCUGGAGCAGCAGAAGAAGCAGCAGAUCCUGCAGAGGCAGCAGCUCAUGGCUGAACAGGAGAAGCGGCAGCAGGACCAGCAGCUGCAGCGACACUUGACCCGGCCUCCUCCUCAGUACCAGGAUCAGUCUGGACCGCCGACCAAUCAGAACCCGUUCCCUCAGCAGCAGGUCGGACAGUUUCCAGCUUCCUCUCAGCCGAUGGGGAACGGCUCCAUGGGCGUUUCCAGCAGCAGUUCCCGCGUCUUCUCCCAGAACCAAAGCAUGAUGGGAAUGACCAUGGGACAGGGGGGAGGCCCCGGAACCACCGUAGCUCCACCCACAGCUGCGAGCCAGGCCGACAUCAGUCUGGCGUCGUGUGGUGGCGGAGGAAGUGGUGCCGGCGUGGACCCCCUGUACAAUAACCUGAACCUGCAGCACGGUCUGCAGCGCCAGCAGAUGGGCGCCAUGAGCGCCCCCUACAGGCAGAGCGUGCUGGGCCAGCAGCACCUGAAGCCGCAGCCAAACGUCGCCAUGUUAAAGCAGCAGCAACUGGCUGCCGCCCGCAUGCCCGGCGCCAUGCAAAGCACUAUGGGAGGCGGGCUACAGGCUCAAAUGCAGGGGGGUCAGGGCGCCACCUGGCAGCAGCAGCAGCUCGCCACCCAGCCGGCCUCCGGAAACGCCAGCCUGCCUCCAAACGUCUUCAAUAACCCCCCCAACGCCUUCCACAUGCAGCGUGUCCCCAAGAUGGCCCCGGCCCCCGUCCCCUUCGCCAGCAGCCUCGGCGGGCUGCCCAUGACCGGCAUGAACCCGGGGCAGCAGAUGAUCCAGACCAAUAUGGCCGCCCAGCAGAGGGCCCCGCCCCCCGCCCCCAACAUGGGCCAACCUCUGGCCAAUCAGCAACAGGCUCAGCAGCAGCCGGCCAACCAGAACCUGUCGGACAUGGUGGCCUUCGGGCAGCAGGUGAGCGGGCGGCCGGCGCUGCAGUGUAACCAAGGUUACCAGAUGAGCAGGACGGCCAAUCAGCAGCAGCAGCAGGUGUCCUUCGGCUACAAUGCCGCGGCCGGGAGCUUCGCCGCCGAGAGCGAACUGGUGGACUCGCUGCUGAAGGGGCAGGAGUGGAUGGCUGAGCUGGACGCGCUGCUCGCCAACCACCAGUGAGGGUCCACGCCGGAGCCGCCGCCCACUUCCUGCUGCAGGCGCGAAAUUGGGCGGGGUUUGUCUGCGCCCUAAUCUGUGGAGCGGCUACCGAAAGCCGCCAAGAUCCAGUCAGCCGACCCGACCCGUGUGGCCCAGCCGGGACUAUGGGCCCGGCCCAGAAACGAGAACACUGAUCUCCGCUGGCCCCGAAGAAUAAGUUAGUAUAGGGGUCCCGAUCCGGACGGGGCGUCCCGAUCCGGACGGGGUCUCCUGCAAUGGUUUCUGGUUUCGUCCCCUGAAGGAGAUCUUUGUUCUGAGGAGAGCCCAGUCCCAUCAGCCCGUUUGGACCUGAUGACCCGGUUCUGGAUCAGCUGGCACUAAGACUACUCCUGAAGCUCCGGCUCAGCGCAAAACCACUGUAUUGACCCCACAGCGCCUCCUGCAGGCCAGCAGGGCAUUGCAGCCAGACGACCCAUUUUAAUGUUCUGAUGAGGUGAAGUCGCUCUGAACCCAUCGAGGAGGAAAGGAGGGGGCGGAGCCACUUUAAAGGACCUGACCUGUGAAUUCUGGAGUCUGCUGUUACCGAGUUCACCGUCUGUUUAGAACCAAGCAGGGGUUCUGAUCCAACAGGGAGGACGAACUCCGAACCCUAAAGACAACCGGGUCCUUUAAAGUUUGACUCCUUACCUCCUCCCGUCUUCUGAGCGUAUCCAGAACCUCAGGCGGUUCUGAAGGUCUGACAGGUUUCCUGGUCUGUGGUGGAGAGAGAUUCUAGCAUACCGCUCUCCACCUGAAAACCCAGACCUGAGCCUUCCGCUGUCAUGUUUUCUUCCUCUGGAAACUCGUGACCCCUGAUGCUAAAGACCACCUCAAGCAGAAACUCAUCUGGACCAGAACCAGAGUCCAGUCUGUCCUUCAGACGAGUCGUGUUCAAAGGUGAGAGCUGGCUCCACCCAACACGAGGGUCCGGUUCUGGUCCGGUUCCGGUGGGCUCAGAGCGCUUUCAGCCGUCGGGUUCUGGUUGGGUUCUGCUCCUGCCGGUUCUGUUGGGCCGGCUGCUGCGGGCGUCUGUGUAAAUGCCUAUAAAUAUGUUUGUAUGUCGGCCUUUCCUAAUGACCUGCAGAAGAUAGAAGUUAUUUUUAUAUAUGGCAGCAGAUUUUUGUAAGUAUUUUAUACUUUUGAUAUGUUCUCUGUAAAACAAGAGUAUUAUGUCAAAUAUAGUUCUGUAGAAACA
This is a messenger RNA of Oryzias melastigma (Indian medaka), 3865 nucleotides long. RefSeq names its product mastermind-like transcriptional coactivator 1 (gene maml1). Gene Ontology annotation, cellular component: nuclear speck; nucleoplasm. Lineage: Eukaryota; Metazoa; Chordata; Actinopteri; Beloniformes; Adrianichthyidae. Gene Ontology annotation, biological process: positive regulation of transcription of Notch receptor target; Notch signaling pathway. Gene Ontology annotation, molecular function: transcription coactivator activity. The record is from RefSeq and is a predicted model, not a curated record.